Molecule: messenger RNA, 320 nt
Organism: Acanthoscelides obtectus
Lineage: Eukaryota; Metazoa; Arthropoda; Insecta; Coleoptera; Chrysomelidae
Source: the annotation of a GenBank genome assembly
CACACAAAACACACACAAAUGCCCACAUAGAGAAAUGGACUACCACUUUUGAAAUGGGUUUCUAGCAGUCCAGAUCUGUCACCUAUUGAAACUUUGUGGCACGAGAUGAAAAAGGUUCUACGACAACAUCCUGCUCGUACAAUCUCCGAACUGAGGCAAAAGCUUCAAGAAAUAUGGGAUUGUUUUACACCAAAUUUUUGCCAACACUUGGCCAAAGCUUCGGAGGAACCCUAGACAUAAGUGCUUCGACAUCCGAGCUCCUAAGAGCUUAUCCUUGUCACAAAAAUGACGCAACAUCCACGAAUAGGCAAACGAAAUGA